Prunus armeniaca (apricot) is the source of this 648-nucleotide messenger RNA. NCBI's taxonomy places the organism in Eukaryota, Viridiplantae, Streptophyta, Magnoliopsida, Rosales, Rosaceae. The record is from the annotation of a GenBank genome assembly.
AUGCUCCAUAAGUUGCUUAAUGUCCAUAAACUCAAGCCAUUUGUGCGGCAUGCGCUGCAUAAGCAAGCCCCGGCAACACAGCCAGAGUCACGGCCAGAGGACGGUGGUACUUCUAUCUUGAAGAUUGUCCAUGCAGGUGGACAUGUUGAGAGCUACUACAUGGCUAUUCCUGCAGCCAAGAUACUGGAGAAGUACCCCUCUUUCUUGCUAGCCAGGCCUGAAGUCUUCAGGCGGCCUUGGGAUUCGAUAGUGAAAGUUGACGAGAUCCUCACUCCUGGCCAAAAGGUCCUCCUAGUUCCUCGUCGAACUGUGAGGAAACUCCGGCGCAGAAUAAGAAAACCCAACAAAGAAUUUUCUUUCAAUUGUUAUGUAUCUCAGUCUUCCAAGGACGUCUCAAGUCACACAAUUUCGCAACGGAAACAAGGUGCAGUUGGUGAGCUGAGUGACUCUUCUUCUACCUGCAGCAGCAUUGGAAGACAAAAAAGUGUUGGGAAGAAACAUGUGACAUUUACUGGCAUUGAUGUGAAGCACAGGUACAAGGCUGGUGAAAUGGAGCACUCAACUUCAGGUGAGAGCUCAAGUUCUCAAUCUCAUGGAAGGAAGAGAACGGUGAGAAGUGCCAUGACAUGGCAGCCCUCCUUUCUUUGA